This is a messenger RNA of Sebastes umbrosus (honeycomb rockfish), 7634 nucleotides long. RefSeq lists its product as uncharacterized. The transcript has 23 exons. Bases 234 to 5792 code for a protein of 1852 amino acids. The record is from RefSeq and is a predicted model, not a curated record. Lineage: Eukaryota; Metazoa; Chordata; Actinopteri; Perciformes; Sebastidae.
GCAUCCAGUCAGUCAGCAGGGUAACAACUCUACAGCCACAAGCUGCUGCAACAUGGCGGAGAAAGGCUUUGAGCAGCUGCGGUCCAGCCGGUCCUGUCCUCCAGCCCAGCAGUAGAACACCUGUCCUGUGGUAGCACACGUCUCUCAGGUGUAUCAAGGACACGUUUGUCUCGGCAGUUCAACAGAAACUGUUGUGAAAUGGGCUGCUAAGUGAGAGACAGGAGGAACUCGAGAUGAGCCGACACGCAACAGACUUCCAGGAGGAGGGUGUCCCCUCCCCACCGCUGCCUGCUGAUCAUGUGCUCCACUCUGCAGCCGUGCUAUUCCCUGGUGCUUUCGAUCAACACGGCUGCCCUCUGAUCGUGUUCCCAGUAGAUGAACAAGCCAAACUCUCCUCAGAACUCAGCAAAGCAGAAGUGGUGGACUUCGUCAAUUACUUCCUGUGUCUGCACAAUAAGAAGCAGGAGAAGCAGAGUUUGGUGUCCGUGGUGGCUGAUCUGAAGCAUGCCUCGCUCCUUACGACCAGGGUCAUCGCUGAGACUCUGCUGCUGCUUGAGCUGCACAAGCGGACAGUCCACAGCGUGUACAUAAUCCAGCCCAAAAAGAAGGAUGUUGUCAGGCUUUUGCUGAAAAUCCUGGCUCCGUCAAAGCCUUACACUGCCUCUUUCAAGAAAGUCCUUCUGAAAGAAAUCUCGGAGCUCUCAAACUACAUUGACCGAAGCCAGCUGACUGCAUCGUUGGGCGGCUACCUUAUCUACUGUCACCACAGUUGGGUGGCCUUCAUCAAGGAGAUUGAUGAGUUUGUUCAGGAGUUCCUGUCUGCGGUCCAGCGGCUGCCCUCGUGUAUCUCCACCCUGCAGGCUCUGUCCAGGCUGGCGAUGCCCUCCACCUUCAGCGAGCUCCAACGCUUCUGCUCCACCAACGAAGCCAAGUUCCAGCAGCUCAGGAGGGAGCUGGGGCUGGAUGAGCUGCUGAGUCACUGUGAGAGUGUGGUGGAGAAGCUGCGUCACCCUGAGAAGGAGCCGUGCUACCAGGCGAUGGCUGGCACUACCCUCUUCACCCACACCGCCUUCGACAUGCUCCAGAACCACAGCAGGAUAACUGCAGCUGUGGAAAAAGUGGAGCUGCUGUGGCAGCAGGCCUUCUCUAAGGCCCGUCUCCAGCUGCAGGUGUUCCAGCUGCGAGAGGAUGCUCUGCAGAUCACAGAGCAGAUCAAAACUCUCCUUCAAGAGAAACUCCAGCCGUACAAAAUCCAGAUUGCCAAGGAUGCUGCAAAGGCUGCGAUGUUGGUGUCUGAAUUUGAGGCGUCCAUUCACACUCCUGCUAUGGCACUGAUUCGCUGUGCUGAAGAUGUGAUCCACACGGUGGCAGAGAUCCUGCUGGUUGACGGUCAGACCGGGGAGCGAUGGGUUCUGGAUCUGGAGAGGCUGAAAGAGAAACUUCACUCUGCCGUGCACUUCAUUCUCCAAACCCUCAGAGCAGUUUCUAACUACCAUCAUCACUAUAACAAGGCCAACAGCUGGUACAGCCGGGUCCUCUGUGAGAACGUCCUCCAGGUGCUGCUGUCGGGUGUUAAUGGAGACCACGGUGGUCCCACAGAGAGGCAGAGGAGGAACUUGGGGACGGUCCCUGCAUGGAGGUACAAAGUCUCCACUUUCCUGAAGAAGAACCCCCCUCCAGAUGUGGAGGCGCUGCUUCAUCUGGCCCAUCUGUCUAACGCCAUCCCAGAUGAUGAGGUCCGGGAGGUGGGCAAGCAGAUGUCUCAGCGGUGCAUGACCCUGAGGAAACUCCUAAUUGGUCUGGGACCCGUGGCUGUCGGUCACCUCCAGCUGGCCUUACAGUGGCAGUAUGAGUUGCUGAGGAGCAGCCAUGUAAAUCGUCCCUCUGUUGUUGACGGCGCUACAAACGGAACGGCCAAGGUCAUCCAGGACCCCGGGAAAUGUGAAAGUGUUAAGGAAGCAGCCCGUCUUCCCAGAACGUCUCCUUCGACUGCGGUUUCCGGGAUGGCGUCAGCCGAGGCCAAACCCCUCUCCCUCAGCUCAUUCGACUCAGGCUUCGAUGGUGCUGGUAGCAGCCAGCUGGAGGCCUGGGGAGGGAGGGACGGAGUGGACGGUCUGUCCAGAUUAGCCGGGACCAGGGACUCUGUGAGACCUGCCACGACGAGUCAAAUCCUCAAAGAGAACAUCUCCAGUGUUUCAGAUUGUGAAGAUCACCGAGAGGAGUUUGACGUCGGCUCUGUGGGGAACUCCUCCAGGAACAGCAUCCAGAUCAUCCCUAAAGUAACUGUUGAUUCCCUCAAUGUGGAGAUCAAAGUGAAGCGCUCGGCUGCACUACCUAAUAACCCUUGGCUUAGCUUGCCAGUAGACGAUCUGGAAAAGUCGUACACGGUUACCAUCACGCAGAACCCAACACCGCGAAAGAGAAACCUCCGUGAUCCCUCAGAACCCCGCACUGACGCCGAGUCCAACGGGUCUCGAGAUCAGCGCACACAGACGGAGGUGUUGGGCAGUGCACAGGCCAGAGAGCCUCAGAGCAGGGACUCUACGCUACAUUCACAAAGCAGAUUGGAGGAUCCUGAGCUAAGUCCCAUUCGCAACAUCCUCUCCAGCACGAUUACCGAUGGAAGAGACGAGUCCGUCUGCACCACCGAGGGGAUUCCCACUCUUCUCUGGGACUCUUAUGACCUUCAUGACCAGAAUCAGGAGGCUGGUGACAGUGUGAUAGAUCUCUCCCUAAAUGACUGGGAUGUGAAGGAGCAGGAGGGUUUGAGGGAGGUGGAGAAGAUCCUGGAUAGGGCUAAUGAAAUACUAGAGAAAGAAGAGAAUGUUCUGGCUCAGGAGGCCGUGCUGGAUGCCCUGCUGAGGUCUGAGGACGGGCACAAUCAGUGGCCGCUAUGGGCCAGCGAGAACCAGCUCGGUGUGAUGUCAUCCAGUGAGCUGGCUGAAGCCGGUGUUCUUGGCCUCGAGGAUGACCUUGAUCCUGCAGAAUCUGACCUCCUCAGUGAACCCAGAACUGGAUCUGCAAGUGAAACUAAGGCGUCUGAAGAAGACGAUGGGCACUGCACCGAGGCUGCCACAGGAGCAGAAGCAUUCCACAGCAGGCCGGACCUGCUGACGGAGCUGAGGAACGUCCACGUCCUGGAUGAGCUAAUCAGGGAAGAGAACCUGAAGAUCCACGCGCUCCGAAGCUGCAAAGAAAACUCCAGAGAGGAACUCUCUGUGGGCAAACCUCCGGAUACGAACGGGGCGUUGAGUAUGAGUAAAGAGAGGGAGGCUUUCCGGUUACAACUGGAAAAGGAGAAAAGAGAGGUGGAGAAGCUUGAGAAGAGUUUGAACAAAGAGCGUAACGUGAAGAAGCGCAAGGGUGGUGUUAGAAGGGUUGUAAAAUGUUCUAUAAUGGAGAGGGCUAGAAGUGAGAGUCAGGAAGACCAAGCCUUGUGCGAUGCGCUUUUAUCAGGUAACCGAUCACAGAGAACACAUUCAACAUCUUUGGUCCAGAAUGAUUCUCAGGUUCAGGAAACCUGUGAAACUGAAUCUAUUCCAGCAGUGUUGGGUCCUGAUGUUGCCAAAGAGGCGACACCGCAAGACUUGGUUCAACUUCCAGAUUCCCAAUAUCAAGAUGAUUGCUGCGGAGCUGAGCUAUCAGUAUUUAAUCUAGUUCCCUUAAAUAGUAGCUGUGAUUUGAAGGAAGCUCCUGAAGAGGUGGGAAUCCAACCUCAGGGAUGUAUCGAUGGGAACAAAUUAGACCAAGCCUUGUGCGAUAUGCUUUUAUCAGGUAGCUGUAGCCGAUCACAGAGAACACAUUCAACAUCUUUGGUCCAGGAUGAUUCUCAGGCUCAGGAAACCUGUGAAACUGAAUCUAUUCCAGCAGUAUUGGGUCCUGAUUUUGCCAAAGAGGCGACACCACAAGACUUGGUUCAACUUCCAGAUUUCCAAUAUCAAGAUGAUUGCUGCGGAGCUGAGCCAUCAGUAGUUAACCUAGUUCCCUUAAAUAGUAGCUCUGAUUUGAAGGAUGCUCCUGAAGAGGUGGGAAUCCAACCUCAGGGAUGUAUCGAUGGGCACAAAUUAGACAGAGCUGGCGAAAAUGCUUCUGAAAUGAGGCCAGAUGAUGGAGCGUUUGACCCAGGUGGAAAAUCACACCUUCCUCCUGUGCCUAAACCAAGACUCAGGGCUUCGCUUCCUGUGAAUGUCGACCUCGCUGAACGCAAACCUCCUCAUUCCAAAGAGUCCUCGGUUGCUCAAGAUCUCGGUUUUGCGCGACCUGAUCGACGAGAUGAACCACUUGACGCACUGCCAGAGAGUGUGAUUCCCGCCGUCAAUCCAAAUGUGAAGGAGCAGAGCAACAACAACAACAACCAUGCACUCACAGAGACAUGCAGUGGGUCAUCACAGCACUUGUCUAAUGAAAUAACCACUGAAGGUGAAGAGGAUUCAUCGGUGGUGCCUGCAUGUUUGCCACAGACAGAUUUACAGCCAGCAUCUGAGGCAGAUCAGCAGUCGGCAGCAGCCGAGCUGCCUCCUGACCAGCCUCGGGAGUUUGACCCCGGUGGAGGAGGUGAGCAGAAUGAAGAGGUGCCUGAUGGUGUUCAGAGCUCUGAGUCCAUGAGGAUACCAGGCUCUGGGUCAGCUGGUAUUCAAGCACAGCUUAACAUCAACAUGAGAGAGAUGUCAGAUUUCAAGACCCCCAUAGUCCUGGACACGGGGUCUGGUUUGAUGAAAGCAGGGUUUGCAGAUCAAGACCUCCCAAACAUUAUAUUUCCAACAAUUAUUGGGAUGCCAAAAUAUGAGGAAAUAAUGAACGGUAACCUCGAAAAGGAGACCUACAUCGGACACGAGGCUCAACACAUGAGAGGGGUCCUGGCUCUGAAGCAUCCCAUAAAGAACGGGAUCAUUUGUAACUGGGAUGAAAUGGAAAAGAUUUGGCAUCACACGUUCCAGCAGCUGGGUGUGGAACCAGAGGAUCACCCCGUCCUGCUGACCGAGGCAGCCAUGAACCCGUUGGCGAACCGUCAGCGCAUGGUGGAGAUCAUGUUCGAGUGUUUCACUGUUCCCUUCGCCUACGUGGCCAUGCAGGCAGUGCUGGCACUUUAUGCAGCAGGGAGAUCCACUGGUGUGGUGUUGGACUCUGGAGACGGAGUGAGCCACAGUGUCCCCGUGUUCGAGGGCUACUGUUUACCUCAUGCAGUGCAGCGCUUCCCUCUGGCUGGUGUAGACGUUACAAUGCAUCUGAAAAAGCUUCUGCAGGAACAAGGGGUGUGCAUGCGCUCCACGGCAGAGAUGGAGAUAGUGAGGGAGAUGAAGGAGAGGUGCUGCUGUGUGGCGGUCAACUACGAAGCCGAGCUGAGUCAGGGGGGGGCGUCCUGCAGAGAGAUGUAUUACACCAUGCCGGACGGACAGAUCGUCACACUCGGCACGGAGAGGUUCAGGGCCCCUGAGAUUCUCUUUAAACCCGAGCUGAUCGGACGGGACCAUUACGGGAUGCACGAGAGCGUCUUCAAGUCGAUCCUCCGCUCAGACAUUGACCUGCGGCGCUGCUUUCUGGGAAACAUCGUACUGUCAGGUGGGAACACUCUGCUGCCUGGCUUUCCUGAGCGGCUCCAGGCUGAAAUCAAAGGACUGGUUCCUGCCAACAUGGGGGAUGGCGUUCGCGUCACCAGCCCCAAGGACAGAGACUUCUCGGUGUGGAGCGGAGGAGCAGUGCUGGCCAACCUGCCCUCCUUCAGCUCUGCCUGGAUCAGUCAGGAAGAAUAUGAGGAGUACGGGCCGCAGAUCGUCUUCAGGAAGUGCUUCUGAGACGGACCGUUGUAAGUUCUGCCUGCUGGACGCCGGUGUAAUGUACCACAUAAUAAUUAGUUUUACCUGUGUCAUCAGUGUGAGCUCUUAAUAGACACCAGUAGGUUUCUAUUGACCUUCUGCUGGCUCUCUAUGCCUAUAUACUGAGAUCCACCCACAUGGCACGGGUGAAAUUGGUGCUUGUGUCAUAAGUUUCCUGUCAGUCGAUGUUAUUGUCCCUCAAGAACCUCUAACUUAAGUUUCCCAUUUUUUAGGGAAUGUUUUUCUGUGUCCCGAGAAUUUAAACGCAAGUAUAUUAAUGUUUGUUGUUGAGGUCCUCCGAGAACCGGAGCCGGCCUUUAAUUGAUGUCUGCCAACUCCAAACAUAUAUAUAAUAUAAUAUCAAAUUACAAUUUAUCAAAUAAAUUGAUAAUAAAUGAAAUAAAUUUGGUAUGACAAAUUAUCGUUCUAUUAGACAUGGUGAAAGUUGCAUUAAUUCUCAAUACCGCUGUGCAGUGUUCACAACUAUGAAUUUUUUUUUUAUUAUUAUUCUAGCAGGAUUAAAUUCUUUAUGAUGGAUUAUUAGGGCCACUGUUAGGGAAAAUAUAAAUAAAAGUAAUUUCCAUAAUAUUAUGACUUAAUACUCAAAAAUUUGUCAUGUAAUAUUUCAACUCUUUUCCCCUCAAAAUAUUACAACUUUAUUUUCCAGGUACUUGUUUGUCAUAACAAUAUUUUUGAUCUUUACUUGUAAUGUUACAACUUUUUCCUUCAUAAUUAUGUAAUCUUCCUCAAAAUACUUUUAAAUUGUCAUAAUAUUCAGAUUUAUUACAAUUUGUUUUCCUAAUAGUUGAAACUUUGUUGUAACAUUAAAUAACAUUUUUGUAAUGUGGCUUACUCAUAACAUAACAUUACUUUAUUCUCAAAAUCUCUUAUGUGUAUAAAUAUAUAUAUUUUCCUAGCAGUGUCCUUAAUACUCCACAAAAAGAUGAUUGCACAUGAAUGUUUCCUGUUGCUGCAGUAAUGUGAACCGGAGAGGAGGAAAAUGUGGAUUUAUGGAUUCUAUAAAAGUCAUGUUUCUGCUGGUUAUUUUCCCACAUGUUGAUCUUCUUCUUGACUUGACUUUUGGUUGAGGUUUGUUGAGGUCUGUUUUUAGGAUUGUGUGUAGCUGCUGAUAAUGAGCUGCAGGUCCAUGGAGAAAGAUGUGAAGUACAGUAAUUGGUCUGUUGAAUAAGCAGAUGAUGGUAAAUGCUACUGCUGCAGGUACAGUGCUUGUGUAUUGUUGAAGUUCUCGUUAAUAUUUUCUUGUUGAGUGCCGUGUCUUGCCACUAAUUUUCUUUGUUUUAUUUCUAAAAUAUUUUAUCUGAGAACAGUCGACGUGUGGAUUUUGAACACUUGCACAGUAGUGUUUUUUUUUUUUGAAAGUUGUUCCAAUGGUGCCAAAUCUGCUGCAUAUCUCAAUACCAUGGAUUCUGAAAACCCUUUGCCAAAUCUGUAUAUUAAUACUUAAUUUUGAAUGUUAUCUCUUUUGCAUGCAAUUAUUUUAUUCCAUGUCAUCUAGUUGCACCUUUUUUUUGCAUGUCCUCCUUUGUUUGCAUGUUUUUCUGUGGUGUUUUGUGAACUGCCUCUCUAAAGGCACGGGGUUGUCAUGUGACCUGAAGUUCAGCUCUUAAGUGGAAAUCAGCAUGAAAUGUGACUGUGAACUCUAUUUCUGCCCUCGGACUCUUGUUUACUGGCUCUUUGUCUGGAUCUCCUCCUCCUCCUCCUCUAAAUGUACUGUAACAGUCUGGACUGAGUCUAGCAAUGUUUCACCUGAACCAUGAUAUUUAUGUCAUGUCUGUUUUUAUAAUAAAUAUUUUAAUCGUC